Lymnaea stagnalis (great pond snail) is the source of this 13777-nucleotide messenger RNA. Lineage: Eukaryota; Metazoa; Mollusca; Gastropoda; Lymnaeidae. The record is from the annotation of a GenBank genome assembly.
ACCGGAAAUCAUUUCUCUCUGAUAAACAACAUGGCUGAAUAUCUCGCUUCGAUUUUUGGAACAGAAAAGGACAAGUAAGACUUAUUAAACAUUUUAAAGAAUGAUAUUUACCAAGUUUCUAUACCAUUUAACCAAGUUGAGUACCAAUUUGCUUUAGUGAGCCUUGCUAUCAAUUUGUAAUCCUAUAUACCUUGCAAACGAUUCGAAAAAGGCAUACCUCACACCACAUCCGCUGUAGUUAAUUUUUCGUAUUUUACUAAAAAUAACCAUGCCAUAACCACGAUAUAUCAAAAUAUCAUGGUAAAUUUUGAGGACGAUGCCCGGGGUUUCCCAUCAAGGCCGCCAUCUUUGUUGACAUGAUCCGUGAGAAGGUCACGGACCAUAUCAACCAAGAUGAUGGCCAAGUAAAAAAAAAAAGAAGUGUAAAGACAUGUGUUGUGAAAAAGGGAACAGUUGGGAAUUAUUUUUUGCCAUUUUUUCUUUUUUUUUUUUACCCUUUUUCUUAGUUUUCGUGGGCAGAUGAUGGACGUUGUGGAGAUGAUGGCCAAGUAAAAAAAAAAAAGAAGUGUAAAGACAUGUGUUGUGAAAAAGGGAACAGUUGGGAAUUAUUUUUUGCCAUUUUUUCUUUUUUUUUUUUACCCAUUUUCAUAGUUUUCGUGGGCAGAUGAUGGACGUUGUGGGGUAAAUUUACGCAGAUGAUGGACGUUAAAUUUACCGCCCGUUUUUUGAAUCGUCUGGAAAGUCAGGGCGAAAAGAGUGUGAUGGAUUGGUUAAUGAAUGAUGGUCUAGGCAUUUCGAUAAACGCUUGCGCAUUCAGUUUGCUCAUAUGGAAAAAAGACGCAAAAACUGAAGUAGCCAUCUUACAGUCGCAUCUACGGUGACCUCGGAUUUAUGCGUUUUACGUCACAGUUUCCUAUUUGUAUAUUUAUUUUGUCAUCAAUUACGAUAAAAAAUUUUCUUCCGGUGACGCACAUAUCUUUAGACCAACUUGCUUUAUCUCUGUUCUUUUUUUGUGUCACUUUGACGGUUCGGUAAGCUAUAAAAAUGUAUAAAUACUCCUUUUUAGCAAUAAAAUGACAUUAAAACCUUUAAAAAGGAGUUAAGCAUUCAAAUGGGGUGGGGAAUAACUUUGAAAUAGUCCAUAUUCUAUUUUCUAGGUUAAUAUAAACCUUUCUUAUUUUCAUCACGGUCUCAUCACCGGAGGGAAAAAAUAAAUUUCUCCGUAUUUUGUAUCUUCACCGGAAACGAAAUUCGCUCUCAGUAUCAGUCAAAAGAGAGUUUUAAUAUUCCAUAAUCUUUUAAUAUCUGAAUAAAUCUAAGUAAAUUUUCAUUUUAGAAUACAGAAAUCGAAAAUAUAAAUAAAAUCUAAUAUAAGUUUGCUUCCACCAACUAUUUCUAGGCCUACAACUACAAUUAAACUAUAAUUUAUAAGUCUAUUCUUCUAAGCUUAGCCACUAAGCCUAAGUUUAGUAAGUUGUACCGGUACUAUUUACUAAUCUCUACUAUAAUUAUAACUAUUAAUAUUAAGCCCCAAAGUUUAAUAAACUAAUACAAAUUUUCUAAUACUACAUAAGGCCUAAUUUACAUAUUCAAAUUGUUAUCAUAUUGAUAAUUUCCAAAUUUGGUAAAGUAAAGAGAAAUUAAAAUAGUUUUAAUAAUAAUAAUUAAAUAUUAAUAGUAUAUGAAAGAUUUAUUAAAAUACAUCAAAUUAAUAAACAAUACUCAAACAAAAUCAUCAUAGUAAUUAUAUUUUUAUUAGGACAUAGCAAAGCAGUACACAGACAAUUAUUUGAUAUAUCAAAUUAAAUAACAUUUUUGAACUUAGUUUCAUCAUCAUGGACAUUGACGAUUUCAUUUGAGUAAUAAUUUUUAUUUAUAAUUACAUGCGUUCAAUUUUAAAUAUAAAAAAGACUUACUUACCUUUUAAUAAAUAGAAUAAUUGAUUUAAGAUUUAACACAAGCAAAAUAAAAUUAGUUAAAAUUCAAUAAACAUGUUAUUUUUUCGUUUUUUCCUGUAUAAAUAAUGAUUUUCCCAAUUUUUCUGUUCACUUUUUUCUGAACAUACCCUUAAAUAAAUUUUAAAAAAAAUAAAAGUCUUGAUGUUAUACAAAAGUUUUGUUGUUUAUUGUGUUGUAUAUUGCAUUGAGAAUGUCUCCUGAAAAUUUGGUAGCAUUAUCUUUUAAAAUCAAAAAGUUUUGGGCAAAAUAAGGCAGAAAUUUGUAAAGUGAGUCACACAUUUUUUCAGUUAAAUACUAAGAUAAAGAAGGGGUUUUUAAAAAAUCACCAAAAAAAUCAUAACUCCACUUCUAUAAAAGAUAGAAAGCUGAAAUUGAUGUUGUUGUAAAGCUUAUAGCUAGCCCUUUAAAAUGAUAUAUAAUUCAUGGCAAUCAGACAAUAUUUAAAUUUUGUGUCAAAGUACCUAAAUGGUCUCAUUUCAGACCGGUACGAAUGUCCCAAUUGUAAAAAGGGCAUGAAACUGUGCAAAAUCGGGUUUUCAGAUGGGUUUGCAUGGAGGUGUCGCGACUAAAGCCAUGGCAGUAUUAUUCGUAGUAUAAGGAAGGGAUCGUGGUUUAGUGACAGUAAAUUGACAUUUAGUGACAUUCUAUUAUUGACACACUUUUGGGUGAAAAAACUGCCUUUGGGAAAUAUUGCGACAGAAGUGGGGGUUAAUCCAACUACAAUAACCGACUGGGUCAGCUUUUGUAUGUGCUGAAGCGUGGUGUGUUUUGGUGAGUGAGAGCACUAAAGCCGCAUGCUUGGGCGGAAUGGGUAAAACCACCUCUACCACUAAAGCUGCAUAUAAGAAUUAACCCACUGUAUUGAAAAUGGGAGAAAAAAAACAAGAACAAAAAAUAAUUAUUAAAUAAAGAAUUGAUAAAAACCCAACUUACAAUUUCAUGAAUUACACUUUUUACACACUUUAUUUCAAGUUCCACGGAAUAUAAUAUCCAGUAAUAUCAAAAGUCGUUGCAACAACAAGAUGACAAGUGACGUAGCAUUUAAUCACACCGUUUAAUCAUAUCCGCAUAAUUUUAAAGUACCCUAUAAGAAAUUAAUUUCUCUAUUUUACAUCAGUAUUUGUAACAUUCUAAAAAUUCCACACUCUUAAUAUGAAUUUUAAAAACAUAAAAUUAAACUUUUAAAAACAUAAAAUUUAACUUUUCUUAUAAAAUUCGUUAAUUAUUCACAUGAAAUCUUGUUCCAACCAGUUGUUAAAAUAUUCCUUCACCGCCGCACAAAUAUUUAAUAAACAUGCAAAUGACUUAUAAUGACAUCAUGGGCAUGCCGACACUUCAUCCCAUGAAAAUAAACAAAUAAACAAAGGGGAAAAACUCCUGCACACUAUUGAGUAAACACGGAAAAGCCGCCAUGGGCACUGUUCUCAGGAAAAGCCAAUAUCAUUCUUAUUAAUGAUGAUGCACUUGACUUACACAAUUAGCAGACUUAACUUCACUAUAAUACUAUGCACACUGCUCACAGUAAUAAUAAUUAUUUGACCUGAACACAGGUCACAGCACUGACUGCAGAAAAGUACUGAACACUCAUAAAGUCAUAACACUGAAUUUGAAUAUUAAAAAUAUUUUUUUUUAUUAGUAAAACAAGUCAACUCCUAAAUCAAACAUUUGUAUGACCCAGCUGUAAAACUAUAUGAACUAUAUAAUUGUCUCCUAGGCCUAGGCUAAUUCAGAUUGAUCAGCCCGUAAUGUCAUUUGCGUGUUUAUUAAAGUUGCAGUGAAUUAGGGUUAAGGUUAGGUUUAAGGAUACACUUAGGGUUCAGGUUAGGUUUAGGGAUAGAUUUUAGGGUUCAGGUUAGGUUUAGGGAAACAUUUAGGGUUCAGGUUAGGAAUAGUAAAGUUUAGAGAUACAUUUAGUACAUAAGUUCGUGGGUUGUGAUAAACAAGAUGGCGGCCGCGGGCUGACCUCUCCGAAUUUACUGUCUCCUAUACUAUAUAUACUUUCAUACUAACCCUGAAUGAUAGGUCUAUAUAAUAAUAAUAUAUAUGUCCAGCAAUGUUCCCUUUAAGCUGCACGGCCGCGCAGCUAUCUCGCAGACGCCGCGCAGCGCAGCAAAUUCCAUGUAAGUGUGUGUGAGUGUGUGGGCUGUAAAAGUUUGCACACAAAAAAAUUGAUGCUGUAAAACUUUACACACAACUGUAUGAUUUUGCACACGAACCAGCAAAGCUUAGAGCAGGGGUCGGGAACAUGGCUCUAUUGAUGGCUGCAUCAAACACCUUUGAUUAGCAACAACAUAAAAAUGAUAUUAAAAAGAAUUCAUAGACAUAAUUAAUAAUGCAUUUUUAGUGUUUAAAUUACACAAAACUCAUACAAUCAUUUGAAUUUUUAGUUUUAAACAUAAUGUAUGGCUCUCACAGAGUUACUUUUCAAAAUAUGUGGUGUCCAUGGCUCUCUCAGACAAAAAGGUUCCCGACCCCUGCCUUAGAAGGAACAUUGAUGUCCAGUAUACCAAAAAAAAAGGCUGAAAAUAGCCUUCACCAAUUUCAAGGCCUUCAUUCAUUUCACCACAUUUGGUGUGAAUGUAGCUUCAGUGGUUUUGGCAAAAAGCCUAGAAUUUAGAUUUCUGUAUCUGUACCGCUGGUGAUGUCUUCCAAGGUAUAGUAUAAGUGUAAGCAUAUGUUAUGGAGGUUCCCCUGGCCAACUACAACUACAAGCCAUUGUUCUGUAUUGUAUUGGAAUGAUUUCAACUUUUUAGCUCUGUAUUUAUUUGUUCCCCUCCCCAGAUUAAAUUAUUUUGUUUGUUAUUUUAUAUUUGUCUUUAAGGUUGGAGAGGGGUCUCUUUUGGAGAAGGAUGAGACCACUCUUGUGAAAAAAGAUAAUGUAAACCAAAUAUUUACCCCAAAAAGUUAUUUGUAAAUGAUCAAUUAAAAAACUAUUUUAGUAGGUUUUUUUUUAGCUAUGAAUUUAAAAACAUCAACUUGUGAAAUAUGAAAAUAUCAUUUCCUUUUUUUAAUGGUCUUUCUAUAAAUAUCAACCUAAUUUCUUUUUAUAAAAGAUUUUGACCUUGUAGUUUGACAUAUAAUUAUAAGCAAAAUUGUAAAAUAUAAGUGUAAAAUAGACCUUAUUAACUUUAUUGUAUGUGUCAGAUAUGUAGCAAGACCAGAUGAUGACUUCACAUAUUCUCAUUUUCUUAAAUCAUAUCAUAUACAUAUAUAUAUAUAUAUAAAAGUGAAAGUUUGUGGGUCUGUCUGUUCCACAAAGGCUUUUACAUGGAUUGAUGGAUCUUGACCAAACUUGGCACAUAUAUCCAUAAUUAUCCAGAAGGAACUCUUAAGGGGUUAUGAACUUUUUAUAACAUUCCCCGAAUUUAUUUUUUUCCUUAUAUGCGCUAUAUAAAUAAAAUUAACAACAAUCACUCCUACAUGAAUGGAUGUAUCUUGACCAUACUUAGUACACAUACACUUUAUUAACCAUCUUCAUAUACAGACGUAAUAUCCAUUCAUUUCAUUUUUUCUUAUAUAAGCUAUAUAAAUAUCAAUAGGCUUAGACAACACUAUAGUUUCUAUGUGAAUUGAUGGAUAUAGACCUAGCGUUGAAGCAAUACCCUUCAUUGUCUGUAUUGAAAUAUCGGUGGAUUUAAAACUAAUAAUAUCCAUUCUACAAUUUUCCAGAAAGUUCGAUUAUUUUAAAAAGCUAUAUCUAUGGCAUUUUUAAGUAGAUUUUAAUGGGGCCAAUUUUAAAUUUUAACUCUAUUUUUAUCAGUCUGAUAUUUGUAGGGCCCCUUAUCUCAGGCAUAACUAAAUCAUUGCAGUUAUGGAAUGGGCCCCCUGGGGCACCUUGAAUAACUUAAAAGAAAAAGGAUUAUAAAUAUAGCAUUUGUUGAAGAUUUUAUCAUAUUUAAAAAAAUAAUUAGAAAAGUAGUUUUUACACAUGUUUUGAGCAGGUUAUUAAAUUUAAUCAAAAAUAUUUCAAAAAAGUCUAAAUUGUUACAAGGAGAUAUAUAGUGGGAUAUAAGGGAUAAUUGAAAUGUUAGUUAGUUCUAUUCAUUUCUAUACUGCCCUGGAGUUUACUGUUCUCUCAGUACCACUGAAGAAUUUUUUUAUACGGGAUCCCAAAUGGGUCGGGAUCCCAUCAUAAUCUAUAUCCCAACAGGAUCAGGAUUCCACCAGAAAAUGGGAUCCCAUUGGGAUCCAAACCUUGAAUGGAUCCACCGGGAUCAGAAUCACACCGGGAAACGGGACUGCGCCAAGAUCUGUGUCAGAAUGUGGUCCUAAUGUAAUCCUGUGCAACGCGGGGUAUAUAGGCUAGUAUAUAAUAACCGCGGACCACAAUUAUAGCCAUUUAUUGGAUAUUUCAUAGAUAACAUUGUAAUUUGAUGUCAAUGGCAUGUUGAUAGCACAUAUUGCAUUUACCUAAUUUGAUACAAUCCUAUAAAAAACACCCAAAAUUCUAUUAAAAGCAAAGAGACCAGGGUUUCUUUACCUUAUUAGUUCUUUAAUUCCCUUUGCUUUUCAGAUACCUUCUUAAAAUAAAGUCUUUAAAUACAUAUGAUUUUUUUUUCCCCCCCUUUGAAACCUUAGGUUAAAAACUUUGACCUAGAGUUAAGUUUAUAUCGAUAAUUCAUUUUCCAUAAGCCGAUGCAUUAAAAAAGUUAAUUACUAAUUAUCUGCCCAUUUAUUCGUGCUAGCCUUUAUAGACUGUUGGAGCUCUGAGCAGAGCUGGAGCUAGCAAAACACGUUAUCAUAGAGCAAAGAAAAGAUUCUGCUCCAACAUUCCAAUCCUAGGCUUAAUAUUAGGCAUUAUGGUCAUUACUUAAACUAUUUUCAUUAAUUUUUCCAUUCCCAAGGACUGGGCAAACAGAUAUAUCCUUUUUUGUAAACAAUUAACAAAUGGGGAAAAGACCAUUUGCAGACAUGAACUUAAUGCAAAAAUACAUAUAUAAACAUUCAUAAAAAAUUUAACCAGAGCUUAACCUUUACGCUCUAGUUAGGCUUCUGAGAAAUGAUGAUGGCAGGCGGUGAAGAGGAAGAAAGGAAUUAUUGUUUAGAAUGGUCCCGUAGUCACCUUCCUUUAAUACAUCAGGUAAAUUCCUUGAUGCUGAUCAAUUAUUUAUUUGUCCCUUUGAAAACAAUUUCCUAGCUCUUGAAAAAUUUGUUGAGGAUUGACCUUUGUCAAAUGUAUUUCAUUAAUAUAAAUGAUAGCAAAUUUUAAGGUUUCCCUAUAUUAGGUUUUUUGGAAUCGUAAUCUAUACAUUAUUUCAUUCUUUCUCCUUUGUCUAAUCAGCUUGUAUUUAUUUAUUUUAAAAAUAUAAAAAUUAAAUAAUUCAUUAUAUAUUUAAACAGUAAACUAAAUUUUGUUACAUUUGUCACCUCUUCACUAUUUCAAAACAUUUAAAUUUAAAGGAAAUUUGAUAAAUAUGCUUUAGUAGUUAGCACUUACUUUUACACACUAACUUGACUUUUCCUUUGUCACUCAGUCUUCACAAUGGUGCUUAGCAGUAUGCCUAGUACCUAUUUUAAAAUUAAGUAUUUAUAUCUCUACAGUCUACACUAAUGUAAUGUCCCUGAACAUGGAUCACAGCCAUAAUCAUUGACUUUGGCCCUGGCCAGGAAUUCUAGUUUUCAAUCAUAACCUGAGAUCAAGAGUCGUAGUUGUCAUAGUCAUUGACAUAAGGCCCUGGGUCAUAGUAAUUAUAAUUGCUUGGGUCAUAGUCACUGAUGAGGCCCUAGCCAUGGGUUAAGUUGUCAUAUUCAUGAACUCGAGGCCCUGGUCAUAGUUAUCAUAGUCAUUGCCUUGAGAGCCAAAUAAGUAUUUAUAAUAAGUAUUUGCAUUCCAUGCUCAAGAGAAUCUUGUCCCACCAUCAUCAUUCUUAGGCCUGAGACUAUUAGUAUUACCAUUAUGGUGAGCUUAAGAGUUAUUGGUUAAAAUUUCAGAUAUCUCAAUUAUUUAAAUUUGAUUUUUUCAGUUAAUGUGGUCUGUACACUAAUAUUUGCACUCUACCAUACUAUAGGAGUACAUACUUCUAGCAUACUUCCGUUUUGAUUUAAAAUUAUUUCAACUAUUUUUAAUUAUUGCCUGUAAUAUUUCAGAGUAAAUUGUUCAUUUUACUUCAAAAUUGGAGCAUGUCGUCAUGGUGACCGCUGUUCACGUCUUCACAACAGACCAACUUUUAGUCAAGUAUGUAUCAUUUUCAUAUUCUGUCCUAAUUCUAUUUAAAUCUUAUUGAAAUUUUUACAUUUGCAAUGUCCUGUUCAAUUUAUUUGAAAGCUUUUUAUAAUAAUUUUCAACACUGUUAUUUUAUACAUGUUGAAUGUCAUAUUUCCCCAUUAUAAUAUCAUAAAUAUGACAAUUAUUAGCAUUCAUGGAAAGCACACAAACCAGUUAAAGAAAAUGUUGGUUGUAACAUAGCCAUUAUGUUACAUUAAAUUAGUUUUUGAAGGAAAUGUUAAAUUCUUAAAUAAAAAAAAAAUAGUAUAUAGAAAGAGAGAAUUUAAAACAUCACAUUUUGCUUUACAGACUAUUUUGCUGCAAAAUCUUUACUUGAAUCCACAAAAUGCAGCUCUCACGGCUGAUGGCUCACACAGUGAGUAUAGUAAAGCAUGCUCAUACCAUCAUUAUCCACCUUAGUUUCUUGUAUUUCUUUCAGAAAUUAUUCUAUCUUUAAAUAAUUUAAUUGGUCUUUAACUCAUGUUAAUUACAAACUUUAAUAUUAAUAAUCAAGAGCUAUUAUCAAUGGAAAAUAUCAACCAUAUGCUUCUUUCUUAAAUUCUUGACUGUCUAAAAAGCAUAAUGAGAACAACAAAUUUUGUUAUCCAGUUAUGUUAGAUGAUGUCCAGGCCCAACAAGAGUAUGAUGAGUUCUUCGAAGAAAUUUUUGUGGAGUUAGAAGACAAGGUAUUGAUUUCACAGUGUUUCUACUUUGUAUUUUUUCAAAUUGCCAAUGGCUGAUUUUGGUCAAAAUAAAUGCUUAAAAUAACAAAAAUUGGGGGGGGGGUCCUUUUUCAGAGAAAUUACAAUGAUUCAUGAUUUGUUCCACAUCAAUAAGAUAUAUUGUCCUCUUUUUUUUAAAUCCUUUAUAUUAACUUCACUUUUGCUCGUGGCUGGGUGUUGGACUAGCAAAAUCUUAAGACAGCUAAUUGACUCACUUCCUGUCACCCUAUCAAGCUGAAACUUGGCACAUAGACUAGUUGCAGAUGAAAAAACAUUCUAUCAAAUUUUCAGCCUUAGACCCUUACCCAAUUUUUUAAGUGGAACAUGAAGGAAAAUUCUUGAUAAUUGCACUAAAUGAGAUUUUUUUUUUUUAAUAUCGCAAUAGCAUUUUUUUUGCAUAAUAUUUUCUUUUGUUAAGGAUUUAUACAGAAAACAUGCUUAGGGGUUGUUUAAUUUUCUUCGAGUUGAUACUUAACUAUUUCUGCAAUCCCAUACUUUUACUAUUUUUUUAUUUGCCUUUGUUUUUCUUUUUUUUCUUUAUAACUUAUAUAUUAUAUUUGUAAUAAAACUGCUGAAUUUUUAUUUUUUAGUAUGGAGAAAUUGAAGAAAUGAAUGUCUGUGACAACCUUGGUGAUCACUUGGUGGGCAAUGUCUAUGUCAGGGUAUGUACACUGUAGCAUCACAUGAACCCUUUAUGUCAUGAUUAAAUGCUAUCUACUCCAUUUAUCUUUCAUUUUAAUUUGUAUGGUUAAAUUUUAUUUGAUUUCAAGAGACGAUGAUGCUGUAGUGAUGUUUUCUAUUUUAUUAAAUAACCGUUUUAUUGAUUAUCAUAUGGGAAAGCGUGCCAUGGAUGUAAUGUGACAUGGAUGUAGACUAUUUGUUAACAUGCAUCAGGGUAUAUAUUGUAUUUUGAUUUUUAAAAUCUUGAAUAAAUCUUAUAUUAGCUAUAUUAAAAUAAAAUUGUAUCUUACUAUUAUAUAUUGUCCAUUUGAUUAUUUAAUUAAAAGUGGUUUUCAAGCUAAAAGAUAUCUGUAAGGUAGCACAUUAAAGCAGUUAGUAUACUAUUAUUUUAUUCCUGUUUAAUUGUAAGCAUUGUGAUAUUUAUAAAUAUUCCUGUUCAUUUGUUUAAAAUAAGUGAGUGACAAAUGAAAUUGUAAUAUAAAAAAAUAGUUUGAAAUGUUAGACAGGCAUCUUGUCCAACAGUAAAAGAUUUGAGUCUACAUUUUUAAAAGUUUUUUUUUUUUUUAGAUAUCAAUCUUUUUUUUAAACAAAAAAAAAAAUUGAAAUUAAUUGUAAAUUUUUUUUUUUUUUGGGAAAAAAAUUUUCUUGCUUCAUUUGUAAUGGUUUUGCACAUUUUUAUUAAAGAUUUGAGUCUAUAUUUUUAAAAGUUUUUUUUUUUUUUUAGAUAUCAAUCUUUUUUUUAAACAAAAAAAAAAAUUGAAAUUAAUUGUAAAUUUUUUUUUAGUUUGGGAAAAAAAUUUGCUUGCUUCAUUUGUAAUGGUUUUGCACAUUUUUAUUCUCAAGUUCCAUAAAGAGGAAGAUGCAGAGAAGGCUGUUGGAGAGUUGAACAAUCGUUGGUUUAACCAAAGGCCAAUACACUGUGAACUUUCACCUGUAACAGACUUCAGGGAGGCCUGCUGUAGGCAGUAUGAGAUGGGGUGAGUUAAAAUUGCAAUCAGUGCUCUAAUCAUUUUAAUUUUUCAUCAUCAUCAUCAGUGUUGCUACAGCCCAUAUAGGGCCCUGGCCUGCUCUACCACAUCCUUUCAUUCGGAUCAACCCAUGACUUUCCGCCUCCAUGCCUGAACCCCCAACUGGUGUAAAACUUCUCUACAUCUUAGAGCCGUCUGCCCCUAGGCUUCUACCUGUAUAUCACUUUUGCUGCACUACAAUCCGGCAUCCUUUCAAUAUGUCCUGCCCAUUGCAGUUUGCCCUUUUUUAUUGUUGCAACUAUCGGUGGAUCUUCGUACAAUUGGUAUCGCUCUUGGUUUGUACGGAUUCUCCUGACAUCAUUGUCUAUCACCGGGCGAUAUAUUUUCUGAGGAUUUCUCUCUCCCGCUUAUUGAGCAGGCUCUCUGCUUUUCUGGUAAGGGAACAAGUCUCACUAUCGUAAGUUACUACUGGUCUUAUGAUAGUCAUGUAUAUUGUCUUCUUUGUUCCCCUUAAGAGGUUUUUGCUUCCCAGUAGCUUUUGUUGGCUGAAAUAGGAACGGUUGCCUGCUUUUAUCCUUUCUUUCACCUCAAACAUCUUUUCAUUGUGCUCGAUUAUAGUCACCCCCUAGAUAUUUGAAAGUAGCCACUCUCAAAUUUGUGGUUGUUUAUAUUGAUGAUGUCAUCAGCGUAGGUGUUUCUUGACAUCAUAUAUGUUGUCUUUGUUUCAUUUACAUCAAGACCAGUUUUGACUGAGGCAUUUUUAAGUUCUCUGAAUGUUUUAAUUAUGUAAUUUAUGUAUGGUUUCACUGAAUGCUUCCAAUAACUUUUUCUAGCGUGAUGUUAAACAGGAUACAUGAUAGUAAAUCUCAUUGUCUGAGGCCCUGAAUAACUGGGAACUCCCUUGAGUAUUCUCUCUAUAUCUUGAUUCUACUUUUGGAAUUAGCCAUCGUCAUAUGUAUGAGCCGAGUAAGCUUGUUAGGGACUCCAAGUUCUUGAAGAACAUUGUAUAGGUACUUCCUGUCUACGCUAUCAUAUGCUGUUUUGUAAUCCAUAUAUAGUUGGUGUAUGUCGAUGUUAUAUUCGUAGCAUUUCUCCAGGAGACAUCUGGUAUAAAAAUAUGAUCUGCAGUUGACCUAUUCUGCUGGAAUCUGCAUUGGUAGUCCCCUAGGAUCUGUUCAGUAUACCUUUCCAGUUUUCGUACUACACUUUUUUUGAGGACUUUGUACAUUACUUUUAGGAGGGAGAUUCCUCUAUAGUUUGAGCAUACCAACUUUGAUCCUUUUUUGUGUAUUGGGAUUAUGAGUGCAGUGUCGCAUUCUAAUGGCAUUUCUUCCUCCUGCCAGAUUCUGGAUAUGAGGUUGUUUAAUUUUUAGUCAUGUUUUUUAUAAUAAUUAAUGGUUCAUUUUUAAAUGAGAAUUCUUAAUAUAAAAGUACAGUUUAAAUGAACUUUCCUUAACAGAGAGUGCACCCGUGGAGGCUUUUGCAACUUCAUGCACCUGAAGCCCAUUUCUCGUGAACUCAGAAGGGAACUUUAUGGUCGAAGUGGACGCAAGAAGGGCAGAAAGUAAGGAUAUUAAUUUAUUUUUUAAACAUCUCCUUUUUAAGAAGUUAUUAGUUCCCAAAAUGUAUCAAGGGAACUAAAUUUGUUACAACUUUAUCAUAGAAGCUUUAUUGUGGAUUAGAUUUGAUUUCACAUUUAUUUUUGUUGAAGUUCAUUGUUUGUGAAAGGCCAAUUGUUUAUGUUCUUAGAUCAAGAUCAAGAUCUCCACCAACAAGCAACAGUGGCAGAAGAGAAUCCAAGGGCAGCAGAGACAGGGAGGAGCGCAAUAAUAGUUCCCGUGAAAAUGGCAGACCUGAGCGGGAGCGUGGUGGCAGAGGAGGCGGGGGAGGCGGAGCAGAGCGUGGUGAUCGGGGUGGUGACAGACGGGAUCGCAGAAGGUCAAGAUCCAGAGAUCGCCAUGGCAGAUAUUGAGCUUUUAGUGUUUUGGGAGAGGGGUAAAUGGUCAGGGUCGAAUGUUAUUGUGAAGACUUUUACAUUCAUAUUUUUGCUUUCAGUAUUGCAGAAAAUGGAGAAGGAUUAUUCCUGUUGGGGCAUAGAAUUGAAAAUUAUCUUGUCAAUUAGUAUUGUUUUGUAACAUUUAAGAGAUUUUAAGUUUUGCACUGCAUUUUAAUGGUUUUAUUACACUUUGAAUACAAGUGAAAAAACUUAAUUAAACUAUGAUAGAGAGAAUGUUUUUUUAAUUUACAUACAUUUUCAGCAGAACGGGGCGGUAUUUGAAGGAUUUUAUUGGUGAACUUACAGAAAAGCUUGCAAGUGCCACACAUAAGCAUUGUCCUUCAUUUCAAAUCUUUUCAAUACUUAGGCACUUAAUAUGUUUCUACUGACCAUAAGAGUUCAUCUAAUCAUCCAGUGAGGCUGUUAUUAGUAGCUUAACAUAAUCAUUUUCAUUUAUGUUUUAUCUGAAAAAGUUAUUUUUUUUAGUUUUUAAUCAGUGGCCCUCAAACUUGCCAUAAAGUUUAUCUGAUCACAGUGACUAUUGAACCUUGACAUCAACAUUUGUUUAUAUUAACAAAAAAAAAAAAAGCAUCAAAUAAUUAAUAAUAAAUUUAGAUUAAAUCUCUUUCCAUAUUCCCAAAUAGAUCCUUUUCAAUGAUCGAACAGUUUAAGUUUAAGACACUUUGCUUUAGAAGAUGUAGAAAUCCUCUACUUACUAUUCAUAACGUGACAUCUGAUGUUCACCAGUAUUUAAUUCCUCCAAUUGAAACAUUUAUUUUAUUUGGAGAAAUAUUGUUGUUUUUGCAUAGAGCAUAUAGAUUAACUAAUAAAUAAUUUUAAAUGGUAACUACCCCUGUGGAGUUAAUGUAAAUUAAUUUGACAACAUUGUUUCUUAUUUUUACUGGAUAAGCUAAGAGUCAAUCAAAAAGUUCAAUUUUUUAGUUGCUUUGAAAUUGUUACCUUUUUUUUUUAUUUGGUAAAAAUGGCUGUCAAAUAAUACAUAGACUUAACAAUCAUCUUUUUUUGUCUCUUCAUCAAACCAAAUAAAUACUUCUCAAAAUUAUUCCUUUCCAUUCACCAUUUAAUAUAAUAAAUAUGAUUUUGUUUAUCUUAUAUUUGAGUGUUCUACGGAGCAUUAUUAUUUUUUGAACUAUUGAUAGUUAUCUCACCUGACAUUACCUUCAUUCUCUAUUUUUUUAUGUUGUCAAAAGUUUUCCGUUACAAUAAAAUAAAAAUUGUGGCAAUGC